Molecule: messenger RNA, 2468 nt
Organism: Corapipo altera (White-ruffed manakin)
Lineage: Eukaryota; Metazoa; Chordata; Aves; Passeriformes; Pipridae
Product: MARVEL domain-containing protein 3-like
Exons: 4
Coding region: 139-1125 (328 amino acids)
Cellular component (GO): membrane
Source: RefSeq, a predicted model, not a curated record
GGCGGGCGGAGGUGGGAGCGCGGCCGGGCAGGGGAGGGCUGUCCCGGCUGCUCCCGGGAGCUGCUGCUGGGCGGGACGGAGCUCAGCGCUCCCCUCAGGAAGUUAUUUUAGAACGAAAGAAUACAUCUGAGAAACAAGAUGUCUCCUGCUGGGAGUCGGUACCAAGAUAAGCAAUACAGGCACCAUGAGAACCAUAGAUCCGACAGAUACAAAGAAGACAGAAGAGCGAGAAAACCAUACCAAUACAAUGCAAGAUCAACAGAAGACAUUCGAGGUGGCCAGCACUCAAGAACUUCUACUGUUUGCUCAGACCAUUAUUCUAAAACCUCAGGAGCAGCACGGGAGUAUUUUGACCCACAACCAGAGUUUUAUCCUCCUAAGGAAACCUUCUCAAUGAAGUGUUCAAAGGUAUGCACAACAAGAGGCAUUUUGAAGUUUGUGGAAAUCACGGUUAACCUCCUGGUGUUGAUUUGUGUGGGAGCUUCCCAAGCCUCUGUUGCAGGCUUCACAUCCCUUGGAGGCUUUGGAUCCUUUAGCCUGAAUUCAGCCUAUAGCCCCUUUGAGGGCACAGAGCUCCAGGAGGUGAGGGAGCUGGACAUGCAGAUCACCCAGAUGAGAGCUCCUUGUGUGUAUGGCGGCGUAGCCUUCAGCUUAACAGCAGCAGUACUUACCCUUGUCUUCCUCAUCGUGGGGGCAAAGCCCAUCCAGCAGCUCAGGACAGGGCUGCUGGUAGGCGAGUGUGCCUUCAACCUGCUGGCUGGCACAGCGUACAUUGUGGCAGUGGGCCUCUACCUGCAUUUUGUCAGCCAGGUGAACUCCACAGAAGUUUGCAAGAGGCGUGAGAGGCUGUACGCGCGCCGCGGCUACACCUCCAUGAACUGCGUGGUCCAGGGUGGCGACGCGGCCGUGGGCCUUUUCGGUGCUGUUGCCUCCUGCUUGUACUUUGCCAGCUUUGUGGUCUGCAUCCGUGCUGUCCGAACUGUUAGAGCCUUCCAGAGCCAUGUGGCCAAGGCUCAGCACAGCCCCAAAGUCAGUGUUCAGGACAGAAGCAUCAUAAACCACCAUACUGUUCACAGGACCUCUGAAAGCUCCCACAACAUCCAGGCUCUCGCCACGUUAGUGUGAAGUCGGCUCUGGGACUGUGCCAGAGAGCUGGGGCUUCAACCAGGGAGGGACACUGGGUGUCACAUGGCAAACAGGAGACCAGCCCACAAUGUAUCUCCCUACAAGGUGCUGAAGCAUGUAUAGAAUCACCAAAUGUAACUACACAGCUAUAACAUGAUGUAAUAAAAUUAAGAUUGAGUGACUUGUUUUAACAAGGUUUUUUUGCACUGGUCUCUCAAGCUGGACUCCUGUAGGUAAAAUGUGUUUGUGAUUGUAAUGUUUUCAUCCUGCACAGAGCAAAUCCAAACAGGUUACAGGUUUAACAGGUUACAACUGCACUGAUGCCAAACUUGUGCUAACAACCAUUUCCUUUCCUCUCCUAUGGCAUAAGGAAUUGAAUACAGAGUUAGGAUGGGCAGCCUUCAACAGAUCCUGUGCCUGUUGUGCAUCCUGUUGACUUAUGCUACAGUGCUCACAAAGCAAAGGACACUUGACUGCUUUUCUGAAUUGUGUCUGAGGUUACAUUUGUGACCUGUUUUGCUUGGGCUAGUGAAGCGUUUUAUCUUUUGAGUCACAGGGCUUGACACAUACCGAUCACGUGCUCCCCGAGGAAUGCUGCCGGGAGGAACUAGCUGCAAUGUCAAAGGCAGCAUUUUGGUCCUUAUCCAGUUUCCUGCUGUAUUUUCCCAUCUCACUGAGCGUAGAUCAGAACCCGAGAGUUCAGAACACAUUGGUCGAGUAUCAGCUUAGUAAAGAUACCAUUUGCUUCUGUAACCCCCUAAACAAGGUUUGGCUUGCUGACUCCACAGCCGGUGGUGGGUAGAGCCCAAGUCGGGAACAUGCUGGCUGCCGUGGGAAUGCUAUAACAGUGACAGAAAGUACAUGUGUCCUUCCAAUAUCUAAACAGGCAAAGCUUGAGUGAACAGAAGUAAUUGUAUGCCCUAGGGAUGAGAAAAUAAAUUUAAGAGAACAUCUUUCAAGAAUCCUUUGUUUGAGGCAGAUGAAAUAGAUCACUGGUCUUCAUAGAUGAGGGAGUGAGAAAAAGAAGGCUGCUCUUUAAGUGUAUAAGGUUUGUCAGCUUUGGGGGGGGGGGUGGGAAGAAACAAUUUUGAUUCUGGCUGUUCUCACAGUUUUGUCUGGCUCAUAGCCACUGCCCAGAUGAGGCUCUUUUGAACCAUAGUAGAGCUUAUUUAUUGUAUACUUCAUAUAUACAUAUACAUACACACACACAGAGAUCUCAAAGGGUUAUGUUUGAGGUAAUGUAAGCCAAACAAGAAAAUGUUAUGGUUCUGAUUAGAAGUGAUUACGUGAGCCUUUACAAUAAGUAUAAUUUAUAUAAUACCUUAAACAUACAUUUAACACUG